GGUGUGCACAACACAUACGGAUUUAGUCGGCUACUUACUCGGUCUUCCUGUCUCUCGACUUGCCUCGAAACCUUGACAACCCUAAGGGCGCCCUAAAGGGCCCUUUAAACCGUCUGGUUCAUCCAAAGUGCGUCUAUAUCGCGUAUAUACUGGGUCUAUACCGACGAGGUCUCCAAGCGCGACACAUCAAAAGAAAUAAAAAAUAAAAAUUCAGGAAGCAUCACCCCGAAAUUCUUGACACGAUAAAUAAAGGACGUGAGCAAAAAGUGAGCCGCAUGGAAAAAUCGCGCAGACCAGACGCACCUUGGAUUUAUCAACGUUUACACAGGGACAUCAUGCGACAUGCUCAUGCAGAGGUUCUCCAGGAUCUUUAAUCCUGCUACACGUGGUUAUUUAGAGCCUCUACCUAUAUCUCUACCGCUCGAGACUACUUAUUUAAUGAGUGCAACAUCGGGCAAUGAUCUACUGAUUUUUUUUUUUUUUUUACGGAAAGGCGAGGGAGGAAGGCAACCAUCGACCCCUUAAGUAUCUCCGCGCUUCCCCGAUGAAGUGCAUUAAUUAAAUCCCUGGAGCACGAAUGUAGCCGCAAAAGUGACAAUUGAGCGCACCGAGAGUACAUUAAUUUGGUUACCCGUCUGACGUUAAAUUUUCAAGUUUAAAGGCCUCUAAAUGUAAAGAAAGUCGGAUCAAUCGUUUCUUCUCCGAUGCGAUGUUCGGGGUCUGCGAGAAGUGCGGCGAGGGAAGAGAUGGCUCGAUUACCGAGGUCAUGCAUCAAUUACCGGCACUUAGGAAAAAGGCCCCGGCCUGGUCGGGGGUCGCGGUGCUCGAUAAGGAAUUUCGCAACAUAUCCUCGAAGGACUACGAGGGGAAGUACCUAGUUUUACUUUUCUAUCCGUUCGACUUCACCUUCGUGUGCCCGGUGGAGCUGAUCCAGUUCGGAGAUCGCAUCGAGGAGUUUCGAUCUUCAGGUACCGAGUCAUUACUCUUGGUAUCCUUCCCCCUUACUUUUUCACAUUUAAUUUCAAGUCGUUCACCGUGAAGCUGCGGACAUUACCGUCUCUUUAAUCUCUAAGCGGUAAAAUCAUAUUGAACGGCGCAAUGGAUAAAAAUGAGAUCCUCCUCCCAGGGACGGAGAUCGUCGCGGUGUCGACGGAUUCCGAAUUCUCCCAUUUUGCCUGGGCCACGACCCCCCGCAAACAAGGCGGCCUGGGCGACAUAAAGAUCCCCUUGUUAUCGGACAAGAGUCACAGGAUAUCCAGGGCCUAUGGGGUCCUGGACGAGGAGAAAGGGGUGCCCUUCAAGGGCCUCUUCAUCGCGGACUGCAAGCAGGUUCUGCGCCACAUGGCCGUACACGACGUAUCGAUUCCUCGAUCCGUCGACGAGGUCCUCCGACUUGUAAACGCGUGUCAAUACGUCGACAAAUACGGGGACGUGUGUCCCGCGGGACUCUCGAAGAACGCGGAAAAACGGCCGCAAACCGAGUCGAAAUGCGGAGCCCCGGGGAAAAUCUCGGAAUACUUCGCUGUAUGUUAAACGGCCUUGUUAAAAACUAGGGAAAACAAAAAAAAAUGAAAGAAACUAAACUUAUCACCGAAUACCCUGAAGAGUCGAAUUAACGAGUACUGGUGCCUCCUUUUCAUAUUUUCAUAUUUAAUUCUUUACCCUCGGGUGGAUUUUCUUUAAGGGGUCGAUGAGGUGCCCUUUUUCUUCCCGGUACAUCGGGGACGGUUUUCUAGAGACUACACAAUUUUUCUGAACGCUUGGUUUCGUUCUAUUUUUUUUUUCUUUCUUUCUAAUUUUC
Orussus abietinus is the source of this 1801-nucleotide messenger RNA. Its product is annotated as peroxiredoxin 1. The transcript has a single exon. Bases 1099 to 1533 code for a protein of 144 amino acids. Gene Ontology annotation, cellular component: cytosol. Lineage: Eukaryota; Metazoa; Arthropoda; Insecta; Hymenoptera; Orussidae. Gene Ontology annotation, biological process: hydrogen peroxide catabolic process; cellular response to stress; response to oxidative stress. The record is from RefSeq and is a predicted model, not a curated record. Gene Ontology annotation, molecular function: thioredoxin peroxidase activity.